GCUCUCGGCGGGGGAGGGGAGGGAGGAAAAGGGGUGAAACAAUUUCAAGAUGGCGGCGACUGAGGCGCGGAUAACAAUGGAAAGCGGGAGGCUUGGGUGGCUCCGGGCCUGAGCUGGGGUCGGGGCAGGAGUGAGGAAAAGUCGGCGGCGCGUCGCCAGGCUCCCGGCAGGAGGCGGGGCGGGCCCGGCCUGUAAAGGGUGGCGGCAGCGGCAGCGAAGGAGGAGGAGAAGGACGACGACGACGACUACAGGGGAAGAGAGCCGAGGCUGUGAGGGCUGCCCGGUGUCUCUGGCCGCCAGCCAUGGCGGAGUGAAGCGGCCGCCUGGUCUCUCUCGUUGCCUUUCUCGCCCUCGGCUCAUGGUCCUGCCCCCCUGCCCCAUGGCGGAGUUCGUGGUUCCGCGACACAGCGCGGUGAUGGAGCGGCUCCGCCGGCGUAUCGAGCUGUGCCGGCGGCAUCACAGCGCCUGCGAGUCCCGCUACCAGGCCGUGUCCCCGGAGCGGCUGGAGCUGGAGCGCCAGCAGACCUUCGCCCUCCACCAGCGCUGCUUGCAGGCCAAGGCCAAGCGGGCCGGGAAGCACCGCCAGCCGCCUCUGCCUCCCCCGGCAGCCGCUCCGCCGGCCGCCCCGUCCCAGCCGCCUCCCCCUGCUCCGGCCCCGGGCUCCGGGGGCUCCUCUGCCUCUACCUCCGCUCCUCCCGACAGGCCUGGAGUCAACGGCCUGGACGCCGACACCGCGGGCGGUGAGCAGCAGCACCAGCACGGCCGAAGCAGCGCCCUCAUCGCGCAGCUUCAUGAAACAGUCAAAAGGAAACUUGAUAGUUCCGUUUCACCGCAGAAUGGCGACCAGCAGAAUGGCUAUGGGGACAUGUUUUCUGUUCCCAAGAAAUUGCGUCAUGAUGAUGGUCUUGUUGGAUUGAGUGGCUCCUCUAAUGGAAUCCCUCCUGCAUCACCUCUGCACCAGCUUGACAGCAAAUCUUCUGGUGGAGACACCUUACAGCUUAAUGGAAAACAUUCCAUGGGUCUAGAUGGCAUCAACAAAAAGUGUCUGCCAGACUCUAACCUUCAGCUGAAUGGAAACAGUGAUGCUGAUGACCCCUUUGCUAUGGUUAUUAACAAGGAGCUUAAACAAGAACCAGAUGACCUUCCUUGUAUGAUUACGGGACCAGGAAGUUCAAUAUCUCAGAAUAAUUUGAUGUCUGAUCUUAACCUUAAUGAGCAAGAGUGGAAGGAGCUCAUUGAUGAACUUAACAGAUCCGUGCCUGAUGAGGAUAUGAAAGAUCUAUUUACAGAAGACUUUGAGGAAAAGAAGGAUGUUGAUGCUUCAAAUUCAGCUGCACAAACUCCAUUACCACAGGACAUCAUUAUCAAGACUGAAUUUUCCCCAGCAGACUUUGAACAAGAGCAGAUGGGAUCCCCACAAGUCAGAUCUACUUCUGCUGGCACAACGUUCAUUGGUACCUCUUCUGUUAGUGCUGCUUCUCCAUCAGUUAGUAAUUCUCAAACUAUGAUUCAGCCUUCCAGUCAGUCAGUAACUGAAAAUUCCAACCAGUCCAUGAUGCAGCCAUCAAGCCAGUCUCAGAAUAUUCAGAGGCCUCUUCCUAGUUCAUUGUUAUCUGGUCAAAGUACAGGGGGUGCCAAAGAGAUGUCAUCUGCUAAACAGCUUCAACAGAUAGCUGCUAAGCAGAAGAGAGAUCAGCUAUUGCAGAACCAACAGCAAGUCCAUCAACCCAACCAGAUUCCUAGCUGGCAGCAGUCUGGACCUUCACACAGUCCAUUAGCUGUUUCAUACACUAUGGAAAAUCCCACUAGCCCUUCAGUUUACCAACAGGACUUCAAUAACCAGAAACUCAUGAUGUCUAGUAUGCCAAACAAGAGUUCUCCGAGGGCUGGAGUUAAUUAUCAUGGUGGAAAUAUGUUAAGCCAUCAGCCAAACAGCUUAAACCAGAACUCUGUAUCUAGUCAAAACUCUGUGCUAGACUAUGGGAAUACGAAACCUCUUUCACAUUACAAAGAAUGCGGUCAAGGAGUUACAGUAUCUGGACAGAACAAGUCUCCAAUGUUGGCAUACAUGCAGCAGCGUCAGCAACCCACUCUGCCUCAUAUGAGCGAUGAGCAGAAUGGGAUGUUUGUAAUGAAGAAGUCUGGAAAUACUGCUUAUAGACCUCUAGGGCCACACAGCCAGGAUCAAAAUCCUUCUGCUGGUGUUCCUCGCAUUCCUGUUUCUGUUCCCGGCUCUGGUGUGAAUGCACAGUCACCCAAUGUUUCCAUGGCAGGUAACCAUGGCAAUCCAGCCUAUCUCAACAGCCAGCAGCAAGCAGCUGUAAUGAAGCAGCAGCACCAAAUGCUACUAGAUCAGCAGAAACAGAGGGAACAGCAACAAAAACAACUGUUAAUGGAACAACAAAAACAGUUUAUAAUGGGGCAGAGGCAACUAAUUGCUGAACAGGAAAAGCAAAGGCAUCAUCAGGAACAACAGCAACAGCUCCAGAGGCAUCUAACACGACCGCCCCCUCAAUACCAAGACCAGACACAGAAUCCAUAUCAACAACAGUUCACAGGCUCAUCUCCAGCGAUGGCAGGGAUAAAUAAUUUAGGCCAGUCUAACUCCAGUAGUCCACGCAUGUUUUCUCAGACUCAGAAUAUGAUCCAGAUUGGCACAGGACACAGUUCUGUCUCCUCAAGCAGCAAUCAGCAAGAUCGAGGAGUAACUCAGUAUCCUAGUUUGCAGAGCAUUCAGCGAGGUACCUUGUACAACAUGGCAUCUGGUAUGACACAGAUGGUUCCACAGCAUGCAAAUCCAAGUGCCAAUGGACAGCCACAAAUGCAAAGACAACCCAGUUUGGCACAGGGCGCUGCUCUUCCUGCUGGAUAUGGACAGAGCACCCUAGGAACUGCCAGCAUUUCUCAGCAGCACAGUAAAGGAGCACUGAAUCCCAACCUAUCCAAGCCACAAAUGGCAAGGAUGCCAACAUCUAUUGGGGUCCAAAAUCAAUCAUGGCAGCAUCAAGGUAUGUCAAAUAUGAACAACCAGGCACAAGGGAACGGUGGUUUAGGGACAUUUACUGCCAACUCCACUUUCCAUAUGCAGCAGACUCACCUAAAGUUGACCAAUCAGCAGUUUGCGCAAGGAAUGCCUCAGGUAAGCCUCAACACCAGCAGGCCGAUGACGUCCAUGAACUCUGCUGUCUCUGGACAGAUGUUGUCAUCUAUAAGUGCCCAGCAGAGGACAAACCCUCCUACCCAGCAGGCAGUCCCAUCACAGCAGGUCUUGCCAGGCAUGAAUCAAGGUGUCCCAGAUAUGACUUCUUUCAGCCAGAAUCAAAAUCAGCAACUGCCUAACAGAGCCAAUCUGCAUUGUAGUCAAGGUUAUCCAGUGAGGACACCCAGUCAGGAGCUGCCCUUUGCCUACAGCAACCCAUCUGGUAGUAAUGGACUGCCGAACUUAACUGGGGAUACAGAUCUUAUAGACACUUUGUUGAAAAACAGGACUUCAGAAGAAUGGAUGAAUGACUUGGAUGAGUUGUUAGGGAAUCAUUAAAAAGAGGUUUGGGGAUUCCCCCCCCAAUCUUUUAUUUUUAAUUACAACUAUCUUUGGACCAAAUACCUGUGGAAUUGAGAAAAUUCACAGGCACUAGUGGGAAUGUAUUGGAGCUGCUCCCUUCUGGGUCUAACAGCAUGAGAAGUAUGCCCCAAUUUGAUAGGAUAUAACAUUCUCAUUUUUGUAGUGGGCCUGGAACACUGCUCAUGGAAACAGUCCUGGUCAGUUUGGUGUGCAUCCCAGCCAGCCCUUCAGAAGUUUCAAUUUUAACAGUGUUUUUCAGUUGAAGGUUUAAAUGCGAACCAUGCUGUGGUGAUUCAGAAAGUAAGCCAGCAAGGAAGACUCAAAAUACUCAGUGUUAAGGCAAUCGUUUCUACAACUAGUACUUGACAGGUUUCUUGAUUCUAACUUGACCUGCAAACUAGUGAAAGUUAACACUCUGCGACCUUUUUCUGAGGAAAGAUUGUGCAACACUUUCUUUGCAAAAUCUACUCUAGUUUGAGAAGUCGUUCUUCUAGUCUCUAGUGAUACUUGGCAAGCAAGAUAUGAGAGUUCACAAUAAUAAUAGCUGAUGGCUUUCUGUGCUGAAGAUCUUUGAGUGUUAAAACUUGUCCAGCAGUAGGUUGCUAGAGCCCUAAACUGGGGACCUCAUCCUUAAAUAGCUUAUGGCUUACUAAGCUAAGCAAUUUGCACUCUGCUGUGGGGGAAGACUGAGCUCUUGGUUUUUUGAUGAUUACUUUUUUUAAUUGGAGAAUCAGCUUAAAAUCAAGUGUGCACUUUUUCUAUCUCCUUUUUAGCAUCCAUUAAAUGAGAACGUUGGGUUGAUCACAGCUUAUUUCUUCUCUUGGAUUCAGAGGGCAUUUAUAAUUAGCAAUCUUUUGUUGCCACACAUAGGCUGUACCAAUGAGAACAGGAUCUGUUACUUUUGGUCAAGCAAGUGAAGGAAGUUUUGUGCCUUGGAAACUGUUACUAACCUGAAAAACUUUGCAAUAAUGGCACAGAGAGCCCGGGGAAGCGUAAUACUUUAUUAAAGGUUCUUCCAUUCUGAGAGCCCCCAUAUUUUGGGGAAAUUUUUUUUAGUGAUUUAAUCUCUUUAGAAAUAUGUAGACUAAUCUCCAGUGAAGCAGAUGCUGCUAUUUCAUCACGGUUCAUGGAGACCCCUUCAUACAUAUGUAGGGACGGUCCCAUGCAGGGCAAGGAAAAGAGAGAAUUGUUCUUAACAGGUUACCAAAAAUUCUUCUACUUGCCAACAAACCACCUUUUGCCUUAACCUUUCGUUUAUAAAGGUAAUAAAUUUGAAAGUUGUUUUAGAUGCACAGAUACCUCUGCUCCCUACUCUGGGUCUGGUUUUGUUCUUUAAUGAACAGGACUGUUUACCUCCUUAAUUCAUCACACCUGUCACUGAGAAUCAAAGAAUUUUCUUCAGGCCUAUUCAGGAGCAUCUCUACACAAGAAAAGUGUGAAGAUUUGAGUUUGGGAUAUUUUAGACAGGGAAACGGAUAAGGGAUACAACAGUGGAACCAUAGGAAGGAAAUAUUUUACUGUAUCUGCAGUGUUUUUCUCAGAUGUGCACUUUGGAAAAAAAAUCCGCUUUAACACUACUUUUAUUUAAUCUUUUCCCAAAUUACACAUGGAUAUUAGUUCUGUUUUAUAUGCUUGCCACCCAUGAGUAGUUAUGUAUGCCAUGCUAAACAGAUUUUUGUAUUGUAUCUUGAUGGACUGUUGAUGGGGGUUAAAUUGUGGAAGCUGCAUGUUGAUGAAUGGUUUUACUGCUGAAUGUCCAAACUGAAGCAAAUCACAUUAUUUGUAUAUUUUUAAAACACCAUUUUCUAAGAGGCGGCUCAUUUUAAUGAAUGAAACCUUGGUAUGACUGAUACUAUAAGUAAAUUAGAUUAGAGUUAAAUUUACUAAUAUUUUCGACAAGUCAGCGAGUGAGUGAAAUUGUUUGUGAGCUCGGUUUAUUAAAAAAAAAUUGGUCCAAAAUGUCACCAGAAUAUCUUUUAAUCUCUAUAGCUUUUUUUGGCCAGGGAACACAUGCAGGGGCAGGGAGAGGGGUUAGGUAUGGAAAUAAUUGAACUUGGCUUAUAAACAGUUUUAAAUUUUGCACCAGCGUGCCUUCCUUUUCUUAUUGGAGGUGUUUGGAGCCUCAUAGUUUUUUAAUUGUCUGGGUUCUGCUGAUUUUUUCCUCUCCCUCAGGCACACUGAAAAAUAGCAGGUUUUAAGGAAUUAAAUAAUACUAAAUUCUAGUUGGAUCUCCUAAAUAUAAUUUAGGUCAAAAGAAAAUGAAACCCCUUGUGUUUCUAAUGCUGCAAUCAGAUUUUGAUGUCCAGUAAAAUGCUAAUGUCUUUUUCAGCUGUGGGCAUACGUUGUUUAACUUUGUUCAGAUACAGUUUUAAGCAGAAUGGCCUAGAAUAUUUUUGGCAGUCAUAAUUGAGUAUGGAGGCUGGGUGGGGAAGGGCUAAGUGCUGCCCUUCAGCCACUUGUAGCAGUUCAUAAAUGAAUAUGCACUUGAGCUUUGCAUUUGCUGCAGCUUAGAGCAAUAAGAUGUGGCUCCCCUGAGCUUUACCUAGCCUGCUGCCUCAGCUUUAUUUAUAUACUGUGGUCAUGGACAGGUGAAAAGGUGUUCAACAUCCACUGCCUUCCAAACCCCCUACAACUGAAUCGAAAAGGGUGCUCAGUUUUCUAUACUACACAUUUUUUGUGUGUAAAUAAAUGUUUACAGUUUUAUAUUAAAGAUUGAAUAAGAGUUAGAUCUGAGUGUAUAUUUUUUACUUUUUAUAGAUUUUAAAACUAUAAUUCUUUAAAUAUAUAUAUAUAUAUAUAAUAUGUGCGUGCGUGUGUGUGUGUGUGUCGGGGGUGGUUAUGAUAAAUUUUACAUUUGUUUAAAUGAACAGUUCAAAUUUGAUGCUAACCUUUUUUGUCAUUGAAAUGUAUAAAGAGCCCAUUAAUCCAUUUAUUUUCUUUAACUACAAUUACUGUGGCACACCAAAAAGAAAUAUUUCACUUCUGUUACGUCAUUAUAAAAAAUAAAUAUUUUGCUAGUGUAUUAAA
Messenger RNA from Podarcis muralis (Common wall lizard), 6589 nucleotides. It is a transcript of the gene MAML1, whose product is annotated as mastermind like transcriptional coactivator 1. Gene Ontology annotation, cellular component: nucleoplasm; nuclear speck. Gene Ontology annotation, molecular function: transcription coactivator activity. Gene Ontology annotation, biological process: Notch signaling pathway; positive regulation of transcription of Notch receptor target. The record is from RefSeq and is a predicted model, not a curated record. NCBI's taxonomy places the organism in Eukaryota, Metazoa, Chordata, Lepidosauria, Squamata, Lacertidae.